AUGAAGGGGUGCACCUGGGUAUUUGUGGCAACUUUACUUUGUCAGCAGUUUUGCCUCUUCAGAGUUACGGCAGCAAAGAGAGAGAGGAAGAUGAAGAAGGAACCGAAUCAGUAUACAGAGCCUUUCAAUGCUACCCUCUCGAACAGCGAAGAACUGCACGGGCAUCCCAAGAUCCUAGAAUCUCCAGAUCCUCGAAUCACAGAUCCACGGCGGACCUGGAUCUCCUUUGUUCACCGCCCAGACGAUGGCAAUACCUCUAAAAGGCGAUGCAAAGGGAAAGACAAGAAAUUACGUGGCCUUGUUGGGCCCCCAGGACCUCCGGGUCCUCAGGGACCUCCAGGAGCACCUGGUGCUGAAGUCACCCGGGAAGUCCUUCUGCAGGAGUUUAAAGAGAUAUUAAAAGAAGCCCUUGAGCGUCGAGCAUCCCUGGCUGUUUCAGCCCAUCCUAGCCAGCUGCCUCCACUUCUGCUCUCCUUGGAGGAAGUUUCACCCCACAGACGUGUAGAGGAGGCUUUCCAUUGCAAGCUAAAAGGCCAAGUCGUUGUAGAUAAGAAGACCCUGGUAGAACUUCAGAACUUCCAGUCGCCUCUAGCCAAAGGAGCUUUUCUCCGGGGGACAGGUUUAAAUCUGGCAACGGGACGUUUCACAGCACCUGUGUCUGGCAUCUACCAGUUUUCAGCCAAUAUCCACAUCGACCACAGCGAGUUGAAGAGUAAAGUCCAACUCCGAGCCAGAGAUAACGUCCGGGUGUUGAUCUGCAUUGAAUCUCUGUGCCACCGAUACACGUCUCUGGAAGUCAUCGCUGGUCUGGAAAGCAACAGCAAAAUCUUCACGAUCUACGUACACGGUUUGCUGCAGCUGCAGGCUGGUCAGUACACCUCCAUAUUCGUGGACAACAGCGCUGGAGCUCCCAUCACCAUCCAGAAUGGGUCAGACUUCAUGGGCAUGUUACUGGGCGCGUAA
This is a messenger RNA of Apaloderma vittatum (bar-tailed trogon), 963 nucleotides long. RefSeq names its product family with sequence similarity 132, member A (gene C1QTNF12). Gene Ontology annotation, molecular function: hormone activity. The transcript has 8 exons. Gene Ontology annotation, biological process: positive regulation of D-glucose import across plasma membrane; negative regulation of gluconeogenesis; positive regulation of insulin receptor signaling pathway. NCBI's taxonomy places the organism in Eukaryota, Metazoa, Chordata, Aves, Trogoniformes, Trogonidae. Bases 1 to 963 code for a protein of 320 amino acids. The record is from RefSeq and is a predicted model, not a curated record.